ACAGUAGUGGAUGGACGUCGCAAUAUGGAAGAAUUCCUAAACAAAGAAUACGUGCUGCAGUCCUCCGAGAACUUCGAAGAUUAUUUGGAGUUUAUGGGCAUUAAUUACUUUAGUCGAAAAAUUGCAUCCACUUUGAAGAUGGUUCAAUGUCUGGAACGGAAUGAGGACGGGACUUAUACAUUCCAUUUUAAAUCGAAGUUGGCCAGUUCUCAAACAAAGUUCAUACCUGGCGAGGAGUUUGAGGAAACGAAAGCGGACGGUGUUAAGGUCAAGGCAUUAAUCACAUUUGAAGGUGAUGAGAUGACCCACGUACAGAUCGAAUCGAACGGCCGCACCUCGAAACACGUGCGAAAAUUCUAUCACGAUAAACUUAUUGUCACGACCACGGCUGUGGGAUUUGAUAAAACCGUUACAAGAGUUUACGAAUUGCUAAUUAAAUAAAUGACAUCACGCUUUGGUAUGGACGGAUAAUAUUGUGAUUACAUUU
Vanessa tameamea is the source of this 487-nucleotide messenger RNA. Its product is annotated as fatty acid-binding protein-like. The transcript is spliced from 4 exons. Gene Ontology annotation, biological process: fatty acid transport. The record is from RefSeq and is a predicted model, not a curated record. Gene Ontology annotation, cellular component: nucleus; cytosol. NCBI's taxonomy places the organism in Eukaryota, Metazoa, Arthropoda, Insecta, Lepidoptera, Nymphalidae. Gene Ontology annotation, molecular function: fatty acid binding. Bases 25 to 441 code for a protein of 138 amino acids.